AUGUCCACAGGGUCUGUGAGUGACACUGAGGAUCUGCUGGAGCUGAGAGUGCUGGAGCUUCAGUAUAGAAAAUCUAAAGGAGGAGUAGGAUGCAGUGACCUUCUGCUGGACCACUCCACUGACAACUCAGAAGAUGGCAUUGCUGAGACCUCCACUGGCAAGAAGAAGAGGGAGUGCAGGAGCCACCAGAGCCCAGACAAGAAGCAAACUCCCAGACCAUCCAAGGAAUGCAAGCAAUCCCAAAGAAAUGCAGCUAAUGCCAGGGAGAGAGCCCGCAUGAGAGUGCUGAGCAAAGCCUUCUCCAGGCUGAAGACCAGCCUGCCCUGGGUACCCCCAGACACCAAGCUCUCCAAACUUGACACCCUGAGACUGGCCUCCAGCUACAUUGCCCACCUUAGGCAGCUGCUGCAGGACGACAGAUAUGACAAUAGCUAUGUGCAUCCUGUCAACCUGACAUGGCCAUUCGUGGUUUCGGGAAGACUGGAAUGUGAUUCCAAAGAAGUUAAUGUAUCCAAUAGGCUUUGUGGGGCCACAGCUUAGAAGAGCCUCUCUCUGUUGUAUCCUAUCACAUUCUCAUGAUUACUAGUUAUUGAUAUCAAGGACUAUAUAGACUGUUAUGUCUCCAAUAUUCUACCAAAGUGUACUUAGGUAUGAGUCCACACCAAUUAAGUGGACAUUUAUAUCAUGUCCUGAAUGCACUCCAUGGAUGAAGGAGAGCCACGUACCUACCGUAUAUACAUUGUGAUGUAUGGAGCAGCGGUGCUCUACA
Messenger RNA from Hyla sarda, 769 nucleotides. RefSeq names its product musculin (gene MSC). The coding region runs from base 1 to 540 and encodes 179 amino acids. The record is from RefSeq and is a predicted model, not a curated record. Gene Ontology annotation, biological process: regulation of transcription by RNA polymerase II; skeletal muscle tissue development. Gene Ontology annotation, molecular function: protein dimerization activity; RNA polymerase II transcription regulatory region sequence-specific DNA binding; DNA-binding transcription factor activity, RNA polymerase II-specific. NCBI's taxonomy places the organism in Eukaryota, Metazoa, Chordata, Amphibia, Anura, Hylidae. The transcript is spliced from 2 exons.